AUGACAACCCUCCGCGCGCCCUCCUCCCUUCCCGCAACCAAACCCUCGCCCUCAAUCCCUCCACCCCAGCUAUCAUGGCUUCAGGGCUCCUGGAACGUAACGCACUCGACGCUGCCAAUGUGGAAGAAAUCGCGCAACGUACGGAUAACAUACACACCCAUCGCCGGUACCUCACCACUGCAAAUCGACGAUGUUGUGACCUAUCAGAGUCUGAGUGCAACCAAUAUCAAGACUAUACAUGGUGUUGAUAAGCCGUUUGAGGUACCGAACACCACACCCGCGUCUUCCAGCGGAGAUGCCGAAGAAGGUACAGGCGGUGGCGUAGGAGACUCGAAAGUCGCGAGCAUGGCAUAUCAUUGGCGUGGAAAAGGCUGGCUCAUGAUCGCGUCCUCGAAGUGGGAGAUACUCGGUUAUGGCGACGAGCCGGCAACAGGAAACAGCUUUGUAGUCACUUACUUCGCGAAAACGCUGUUCACGCCUGCGGGUGUAGAUUUCUACUCGAGAAAGGGCAGUCUGACACCUGAAACAGUGGAAAGUAUCAAGGCGGGAUUGACUGGCCUAGGCGGGGACGUUGCGAAGUUGGCGGGCGAGUUAUUCGAGGUGAAGAUGGAUGGAGAAAGGACAGAGUGA
Cucurbitaria berberidis CBS 394.84 is the source of this 630-nucleotide messenger RNA. RefSeq lists its product as uncharacterized. The record is from RefSeq and is a predicted model, not a curated record. Lineage: Eukaryota; Fungi; Ascomycota; Dothideomycetes; Pleosporales; Cucurbitariaceae. Bases 1 to 630 code for a protein of 209 amino acids. The transcript has a single exon.